UUUUUUCUUUUGCCUGUAUUUAUAUCCACCUUCUCCUUCUUCCACCACCCACAACUUCCAACACUUUCUAAUCUCUUUUUCUUUCUCUUUCUCUGUGUGUUUGAUAUAUUAAGAUAAUAUGCAGCAGAACUUUUAUUUUACUGCUCUUUUAAUCCUGAUGCUUUUUAUUUUCUCCUCAAACACAUCUGCCCGUUUCAUAGUGCAGAAACAAGGACUAGAGGGGGUAACGGGGAAGGGAAUUGCUAGUGAAGUUUCUCCUGAACAGAUGGAGAAUCUAAUGGGCAUAGAAACAUGUGAGAAUGAAGAUGAAGAAUGUUUGCAGAGAAGACUAAUUUCGGAGGCUCACUUGGACUACAUUUACACCCAGAAGCUCAAGCCUUGCCUUUUUUUUUUUUUUGGCAUGUAUUUAUAUCCACCUUCUCCUUCUUACACCAUCCCCAACUUCCAACACUUUCUGAUCUCUCUUUUUCUUUCUCUUUCUUUGUGUUUGAUUUAUUGUGAUAAUAUGAAGCAAAACUUUUGUUUUACUGCUCUUAUAUUCCUGAUCCUUUUUCUUUUCUCCUCAAACACAUCUGCCCUUUUCAUAGUUAGGAAACAAGGACUAGAGGGGGUAAGGGUGAAGGAAAUUGCUAGUGAAGUUUCCACUGAACAGAUGGAGAAUCUAAUGGGCAUCGAAACAUGUGAGAAUGGAGAUGAAGAAUGUUUGAAGGGAAGGCUAAUUUCAGAGGCUCACUUGGACUACAUUUACACCCAGAAGCUCAAGCCUUGA
Molecule: messenger RNA, 769 nt
Organism: Mangifera indica (mango)
Lineage: Eukaryota; Viridiplantae; Streptophyta; Magnoliopsida; Sapindales; Anacardiaceae
Exons: 6
Coding region: 119-769 (216 amino acids)
Biological process (GO): cell population proliferation
Cellular component (GO): extracellular region
Molecular function (GO): growth factor activity
Source: RefSeq, a predicted model, not a curated record